Messenger RNA from Meloidogyne enterolobii, 875 nucleotides. The record is from the annotation of a GenBank genome assembly. Lineage: Eukaryota; Metazoa; Nematoda; Chromadorea; Rhabditida; Meloidogynidae.
UUUUUUUAAGUUUCAAUUUUAUAUUCUUUUCUAAUUUCCUUAAAUUUUUCUUUAUUCAAUUUUUUGAAUUCCCAAAUAUAUUCUUUAUUUUUCUUCAAUUUACUUUUAAUUUUUUUUUAAUUAUUGUAUUACUCUCAAUUUAUUCUCCUUUUUGUUUGUUUUUUUGCCUUUUUGUGCUUAUUACUUUUUAAAGUUUAUUAUUCCAGUUUUGCAUUUUUAAUUUUUACUAUGUAAAAUUUGCAUAAAGUGAAAGGUUAUCCAAUGAAAGUUUAUGAGUUCAUGAAUUCAUCCUUCGACAUAUCUUGCUUUUCAUUUUUUACUCUCAUUUUUCUCUCUUCCUUUAUCUUUUUUAAUUUCCUUCUUCCGCUCCUCCUUUUCCUCCAGUUUCCCAUUAACUUCUUCCUUCUCUUCUUCAUUAUCCUUCUCUUCAUUAAUUUCUUCAAUCUUAGUACUAACUUCUUCCGGUAUACUUGUAGUCAUUUCAUCAUUUUUAUUUUCUUUCUCUUCUUUGCCUUCAUCAAUCGAAUGGGUAGUCCAUCCAAAUAGAUUCCUCACACAACAUUUUCUUCUCCCUGCGAAAUUUCAUCCUUCUUGCUUUGGUCGUUCUCUUCCUCUCCCGGUUGUCCUCCAUCUAAUUCAACGAAAUCAGGCAAAACUGGAAUCUUUGGUUGUGAAGAAUGUUUGUUACUUUCUUUUAGUUGUGUUAGAUGUUUCUGUUGUUUUGUUAAUUGUUUCUAUUGUAGGCACUAAUUCCGUAGUAGUUUUCAAUUCAGGAGCUUUUUUUGGAAUGAGAGUUUCACACCAAGUUUCCUCCCAAUCGUAUGUCUCUUCUGUUGAAUUUCCAGUUAAAUUGAUGCUUAAGCCUUGCAUCUACA